Messenger RNA from Charadrius vociferus (killdeer), 1929 nucleotides. It is a transcript of the gene ARHGAP36, whose product is annotated as Rho GTPase activating protein 36. The transcript has 13 exons. The record is from RefSeq and is a predicted model, not a curated record. The coding region runs from base 1 to 1929 and encodes 642 amino acids. NCBI's taxonomy places the organism in Eukaryota, Metazoa, Chordata, Aves, Charadriiformes, Charadriidae. Gene Ontology annotation, biological process: signal transduction.
AUGUCCUUGACUCUGCGUCCAGAGGAGCUCGGCGGGAUGAGCGGGGCGCGGUGGCUGCGUUGGACCCGAAACGCGGAAGGAGUCGUCAGGCUCCGCUCCUCCAGAGCGUCGGCUGCGGGGCGCCGGGGGAGCUGUGGUUCGGACAGGCCGUCAGCCAGCGGGAGACCCGUCCUGUGGGAGCUGGAGAAAUCCGUUCUGCAGAUGGGCUCCCUGGACAGUGAGGAGCCGAGUGGGAUGCCGCUGGUGGUGCCAAACCCUCUCUGUCCCCAGAGAGAGCUCUGGGAGCGGGUGCCUCACGGCGCUGGAGGAUUUGGCGAGGGCCCCGUGCACGGCUGGGUCGGGUGUGGGCAGCGGGAACGGACAGGGAACUUCUCCCGCCCGCGCUGCGGGGCCGCCCGAGACAGAGGAGACACUGCUUUGAAAACCACCGUCUUGAAGGAAGAGAAGGGAGCCCAGGCUGCCGCUGGCUGUGCUGCGAGAAGGAAAGGAGGAAGGACCUUUAUCUCAGCUCUUCUGCCAGGACAAAGCACCGAGAUGCAGCCUGUGCCCCUGCACAGCCUUUCGGAGCUGGAAAGAGCCAGUCUGCAAGAGAUCGCUCUCUACCAGCUGCAGGAGAAGCUGCUUGUUGGGGAUCUCAGCCUGACUAAAGUUGGACCUAAAGGCAGCAAAUCUAUCCGCCAGAAACUGGAGAGCUUUUCAAAGGAGAAGAAAGACUGCUUUCCACAGACUUUCGGGAUCCCACUUUUCCAAGUCAUCGCCAACGACCGUGCCUACAAGCAACUGCAGGAAGCAGUGAAGAAGAGCCGCCGGCUCUGCCUGGAGGUGGAAGCGACGGUGACGAGAUUUCGGGCUCAGAGGCAGAAGAGGUCCCCGAUGGGCAGGAGCUAUGGCCUGGUACCCUGCGGGGUCUUCCCAGAGGAGCCGCUUUCCCCAACUUUUCUCGACAACAGCUCCUGGAGCCAGCGAAGGGGGGCAAUGUCCGUGGACUCCAUCGCUGACCUGAGCGACAACACUUCCAAGCUGCUGGAGGCACUGCAGUUGUCACACCCCCACGAGCUGGAUCCACGCAGGAGCCUGGGCAAGAAAAAGGCGUUGAGCCUCAACCCCAUCACCUGGCAGGUCCCGCGGAUUGUGGACCGAUGUUGCGAACACAUUGAAACACACGGUCUCCAAACGGUGGGCAUCUUCCGUGUCGGGAGCUCCAAGAAAAGAGUUCAGCAGCUGAGGGAAGAGUUUGACCAAGGUCUGGAUGUUUUCUUGGAUGAGCAUCAAAGCGUUCAUGAUGUGGCUGCUCUGCUCAAAGAGUUUCUUCGGGACAUGCCGGAUUCCCUGAUUCCCAGAGAGCUCUAUGGAGCCUUCCUCAGCACAGCCUCCAUGGAGGGUCCGGCACAGCUGGCCGCCCUCCAGCUGCUGCUCUUCCUGCUGCCCCCCUGCCACAGCGACACGCUGCACCGGCUCCUGCGGUUCCUCAGCGAGGUGGCCCGGCACGCCGAGAUCUCCCGGGGCCCCGAUGGCCAGGAGAUUCCUGGGAAUAAAAUGACAGUUUCAAACUUGGCCACAAUCUUUGGUCCCAACAUCCUUCAGAAAGAGAAGCCUGGGGAGAAAGACGUUGGUGCCAUGAACUUCGAAGACAGUGCUGCCAUCAUACUGGUACUCCAGAGGCUGAUUGAGCACUACCAGACCUUGUUCAUGGUCUCUCCAGAGAUGCAAUGUCACAUCCUAAGGAGGCUAUUUCAGACAGACCCCGAUGUCAUCGACUAUCUUUUGCGCAGGAAGAUCAACGCCAUGCCGAGCACAGAGAAUAAGGAUUCAACAGAGGAGCACACUCCAUCCCCACUGCCCGGUCGGACCCGCACCCUGGAGACCAGCUCGGUCUCAUCAGACUUGUACAGCAAUGUCUCAUUUCUCAACCUGGACGUUGGCAUCUAG